Molecule: messenger RNA, 269 nt
Organism: Scutellospora calospora
Lineage: Eukaryota; Fungi; Glomeromycota; Glomeromycetes; Diversisporales; Gigasporaceae
Source: the annotation of a GenBank genome assembly
AUUACGAUAAAGUAGAAACAAUUAUUCAAAAUAUAAUUUCAAAUAAUAUAAUUGCAAAGCAAGUUAGUUUAUAUUUGCUUCAAAUUAUGAUACUUUUACCAAAGUUUCCACUAGUUAUAAUUGAGUUAGUUUCAAAUAAUAGUAAUAAAACAUUAAUGCAUAUAUUACAAAUACAUAAAAAGGUAUUAGAAAUAGCUAGCCAACUUUUAAUUCAUAUAAUUUUUAUUGGUGCUGAUAGUGCUAUUUCAGAAUUUAAUACUCAAAAAUAA